Messenger RNA from Truncatella angustata, 2358 nucleotides. Its product is annotated as glycoside hydrolase family 92 protein. NCBI's taxonomy places the organism in Eukaryota, Fungi, Ascomycota, Sordariomycetes, Amphisphaeriales, Sporocadaceae. Gene Ontology annotation, molecular function: carbohydrate binding; peptide-N4-(N-acetyl-beta-glucosaminyl)asparagine amidase activity. The coding region runs from base 1 to 2358 and encodes 785 amino acids. The transcript is spliced from 3 exons. The record is from RefSeq and is a predicted model, not a curated record. Gene Ontology annotation, cellular component: cytosol; nucleus. Gene Ontology annotation, biological process: glycoprotein catabolic process; carbohydrate metabolic process; protein quality control for misfolded or incompletely synthesized proteins.
AUGCGGUCUCUUCCUCUUCACGUAGCAAUGGCACAGUUUGCCUAUGCUAUACCAGAUGCGUUCAACCCACUUACCUACGUUGACAGUCUGAUUGGAACCGCUAACGAGGGCAAUGUAUUCGCUGGUGCGACACUGCCGUAUGGCAUUGCCAAAGCUGUCGCUGAUACGAACAGUACUUCUCGUCAAGGAGGCUUUACGUUAGAUGGCAGCCCUGUGACCGGGUUUUCUGCCUUCCAUGACUCUGGCACAGGAGGCAGCCCCAGCUUAGGCAAUUUCCCACUUUUCGCAUAUGCCCAAUGUCCGCAAGACGAUAUCAAUCAGUGCAGUUUUCCAAAAAAGGACCGAGCGGCAAAGGGAUUCUUCAGUAACUCAAGCGUGAUCUCUCGGCCUGGAUAUUUUGCUAUCACAUUGGCGAGCAAUAUCAUGGCAGAAAUGACCACCACCCAUAGUGCCGCUUUGUUUCGCUUCACUUUCCCAGGGUCCGGUAAUGGCAACGGAUCUUAUCCAUUGAUCCUUCAGGAUCUCACGGAUCUAUCUGACUCACGCCAGGAUAAUGGAACAGUAUCUAUUGACGCACAGACUGGAAGAAUUAUAGGAGGUGCGGUGUUCAAACCAAGCUUUGGUAAAGGAACUUACGAAGCUUUUUUCUGCACGGAUUUUCAAGGCCCUGCCAUCCAAGACACUGGAGUUUUUGUCAAUAGUCGUGCAACUACUAGCGUCAAGGAUCUCACGAUAAGCACUGGUAUAAACGGUUACCCUCUACCUGGAGGCGCCUUCGUAAGGUUUGAGACAGUUAAUACGCCUAUAUUAGCGCGAGUAGGAGUGAGCUUCAUCAGCUCAGCCAAGGCUUGUGCGAAUGCAGAGGCAGAGAUACCAGAAUUCAACUUCGACAAUGUUGCAGAAGCCGCUUCAGAUGCUUGGCGCGACAAACUAAGCCCCAUCACUGUGACUCCCGGACCUGGAGUCGAUGAGGCGCUAAUCACCAGUUUCUAUAGUGGCAUCUACAGAACCAUGGUCAACCCACAAAACUAUACAGGAGAGAACCCCUUCUGGGACAGCGGUGAACCAUACUUUGAUUCUUUUUACUGCCUUUGGGACAGUUUCAGAUCUCAACUUCCAUUUCUGACAGUUCUCGACCCAGCAGCGGUCUCCCAAAUGAUACGCUCAUUGAUCGACACGUACCGUGUCGAAGGCUGGCUCCCCGAUUGUCAUAUGACAUUCUGUAAAGGCUACACUCAAGGUGGUUCUAACGCCGAUGUGGUCCUUGCUGAUGCCUUCAUCAAAGGUCUUACAGACAACAUCGACUGGGCGGUAGGUUACGAAGCAGUAAUUAAAGACGCUGAAAUUGAGCCAUUUGAUUGGUCAGUUCACGGACGUGGAGGUCUGGAUAGUUGGAAAGAUCUGGGAUAUAUUCCAGCACAGGAUCUUGACUAUAAGGGUUUUGGUACUAUGACGAGAAGCAUUUCCAGGACUCUGGAAUACAGCUACAACGACUACUGUAUCUCGCAGAUGGCAAACGGUUUGAACAAGAGCACAGAUGCUGAAAAAUACGUGAGCUCGAGCGAGAACUGGAAGAAUCUCUUUAAUCCAAUCCAGCAGUCUGUUCUCUACACGGGAUCGGAUACUGGAUUUGUCGGAUUUUUCCAGCCAAAGUAUCUUAACCAGACAUGGGCUGUGCAAAACCCACUAUCAUGUAGUAACAUCGACAAUGGCCCACAGACAUAUGGCUGCAGUCUCCAAAACACAGCCCUCGAAACAUAUGAAAGCAGCAUUUGGGAGUAUGGCUUUUUCGUGCCUCACAAUCAGGCUGGUCUGAUAACUCUCUAUGGUGGUUCUGAUGCUUUCGUGCGUCGGCUGGAAUAUCUACAUGAUACCAAUAUCACUGCGAUCUGGAAUGAGCCCUCGUUCCUUACCGUGUUCCAAUACCACUAUGCCGGUCGUCCUGCACUGUCCGCGCAGAGAUCUCACUUUUAUAUCCCUCGUUAUUUCAAUACUGCUCCUGGCGGACUUCCAGGUAACGACGACAGUGGUGCCAUGGGCUCUUUUCUCGCUUUCUCCAUGAUGGGUCUGUUUCCAAAUCCGGGACAGGACGUGUACCUUAUCACCCCACCGUACUUCGAGUCCAUCAGUUUCAGGCAUCCCGUCACGAACAAGACAGCCAUUAUCAGGAAUGUCAAUUUUGACCCUACCUACCGAUCCAUAUACAUCCAGUCUGCCACGCUGAAUGGCGAGCCGCACACGAAUAACUGGAUUGAUCACAGCUUCUUCACCGAAGGUAAAGAGCUUGUCCUUACACUUGGCUCGAACGAGAGCGCUUGGGGCACACAUGAGUUCGAUAUACCACCGAGCUUGGCUUAG